Messenger RNA from Gallus gallus (chicken), 1143 nucleotides. It is a transcript of the gene PEX11B, whose product is annotated as peroxisomal biogenesis factor 11 beta. Gene Ontology annotation, biological process: peroxisome fission; regulation of peroxisome size. The record is from RefSeq and is a predicted model, not a curated record. NCBI's taxonomy places the organism in Eukaryota, Metazoa, Chordata, Aves, Galliformes, Phasianidae. Gene Ontology annotation, cellular component: peroxisomal membrane.
GGCCGCGCGCUGCUGCCCGCAAUCGGGAGCGCCAUGGAGACGUGGGUGCGCUUCAGCGCGCAGAGCCAGGCCAAGGAGCGGCUCUUCAGGGCCGCGCAGUACGCGUGCACGUUGGCCGGGGACGCGCUGCGGAGGAACGGGGCGAACCCCGCACUGCUGAGCAGCGUGAAGCAGCUGGAAGCGCACCUCAGCCUGGGCCGAAAGCUGCUGCGCCUGGGCAGCUCGGCCGACGCUCUGGAGGCGGCGAAGAGAGCCAUCCACCUGUCCGACAUGGUGCUGCGCUUCUGCGUCACCCUCAGCCACCUCAACAGGGCCAUGUACUUCGCCUGCGACAACGUCCUGUGGGCGGGGAAGGUGGGGCUGGCGCCCAGCGUGGACCAGGAGAAGUGGGGGCAGAGAUCCUUCAGGUAUUACCUCUUCGCCCUCAUCGUCAACCUGAGCCGCGACGCCUACGAGAUCCGGCUGCUGAUGGAGCGCGAGGCGAGCGGGCGGCGCAGUAAGGGGGCCGAGGAGGGGCAGCGGGGCGACGUGGGGCUGCAGCCGCUGGGGCUGAGGCUGCAGGUGCAGCUGCGGCUUCUGCUGCACGUCCUGCGGGGGAACCCUCCGCUGCUGCUGGACGUGCUGAGGAACGCCUGCGACCUCUUCAUCCCUCUGGACAAGCUGGGGCUGUACCGCAGCGGCCCGGCCUUCGUGGGGCUGUGCGGCCUCACCUCAUCCGUCCUCUCCAUCCUCACCAUCCUCCAUCCGUGGCUCAAACUGAAGCCGUAGCGCUGCCCGGAUGGGGAUGUGGGGCUGAGCCGGGGGUGGUUUUAGGGUUCAGAGGAGCCCUUUGGACGCCUGGACUUCAUUUGAAGGAGGGCUGAGCCGUGCGCUGCGCUGUGGGUCCGGCGCUGCUCCCCGGUUGCAGAGUGGGACCCCCGCGGGACCCCCCGGGAUGAUGGGUGCUGUGGGGAGGAGCGGCGCCGGAGCUGUUGGACCCUCUGUGCACGGAGCCGGGGUCGGUUCCGACCCACAUCUCGGUGGCUGCUGGGGGCUCCGGGCCUCUGCUCUGUGCUUGUGGGGCAGAACGGCUCCGGCGGCGGCACAGCGCCGCUAUGGCGCUCCUAUGGAUGGGUGGGAACGGCCCGAGAGGGGGGAGAUGGG